Hydractinia symbiolongicarpus is the source of this 2356-nucleotide messenger RNA. RefSeq names its product crossover junction endonuclease EME1-like. The record is from RefSeq and is a predicted model, not a curated record. Gene Ontology annotation, biological process: resolution of meiotic recombination intermediates; replication fork processing; mitotic intra-S DNA damage checkpoint signaling. Gene Ontology annotation, molecular function: DNA binding; nuclease activity. The transcript is spliced from 11 exons. Gene Ontology annotation, cellular component: nucleus; Holliday junction resolvase complex. Bases 314 to 1900 code for a protein of 528 amino acids. Lineage: Eukaryota; Metazoa; Cnidaria; Hydrozoa; Anthoathecata; Hydractiniidae.
AUUGAAGUCAACAUGAAAUUGAAGAAAACAGAAGUUUAAUUAGGGUGAAAUGGAUUGUUUGACAGUUUUGCAUUUUUAAAUUAAAUUUUCUGAUGCUCUAAAUUAAUUGCAUAUUUUCACAUGCCUUGGCAAGUUUUAUCCUUUUAUCUGGACCUACAUAAAAAAGGUUCAAAAUUCUUUUUUAUUUAUUUUUUAAUCUAAUCUCUUUUAGAAAUCAGUAAAACAUAUCCAAUCUUUCUAUAUAUUGUUUUUUUAAGAUAGUAAUGCACAACCCUCAUCAUUCUCAUCAGCAACAAGCUAUAAGUGUGAUACUAUGGAUGAUUUAGCUACGUCAAGUCUACGCAAAAGAAUUCAGAAUCGUUUAAAUUCUGUUAAAGAUGUUGUGCCUUCCUUGAAAUCUAUUCCAUUUGAUAAAGAGGAAAGUUCAAGCGACGAAAGUGAUAUUGACGAUAAUAUCACAUUGGAAGAGUGUGCAAAAUUUAUAAACGGGCGGAAAAACCAUAAAGAAAAUUCUUUUACAAAUUUGACGGAACAGAAGACUCUAAAACAAAAGAACAUUAACUUAAAGGAUGUUAUAUCGCAGAAGUUAGAAGACAAGAAGGGGAAGGCUAACUUAGACCAAAAUAAUUCCACAUGUGACAGCUUGACUAAACUUCGAAACAACGACAAUGUUCAGCUUGUUCCAAUCUUGGUACCAAAUGUUGAAUCAAACCAUAGCGAACAGAAUAACAAUGAUAACCCAAUGCAAAAGAAGAAAAUGACAGACGAAGAAAAAAAGCUGGCAAAACAACAGAAAGAAAAAGAGAAAUUGGAGAAAAGAAAAGAGAGGGAAAGGUUACGUAUGGAAAAAGCCAUGGAGAAAGAAAUGCAAAAAGCAAUUAAAAAGGUUCAUACUUUAAACAAUCGAAAUGAAAGAAAAGAUGAAUGUAUGGAGAGAAUCUUAGCUGUCAUUGAUCCAUGUCUCAUUCAAGAGAAAGGUGGUGCUAAUAUUUUGAAAGCAUUACAAGACCUUAACGUGCGCUAUGAGAUGAAAGAGUUGCCUGUCACAUCUUGUAUUGGAUGGAUGAGAGAAAGUGUUGAUUACAGCUUGAAAGGUCAGUCAGAGAUUUCAAAAUCAUCUCGUUAUGUGGAAGAAGAACAUGUCAUCUACAAAAUGACUGCUGCUGAAGUCGCUGCAAGGAUUAAUGCUGAAUUGAAAGAACUAAAUGGCGAAGAAACUCUGAACGAUCUAUUGUUGACAUUGAAACGUGAAUACAAGAAGAAAAAAAUAACAUUAGUUGUGACAGGCAUGAACGCGUAUCACAGGUUUGUGAAAACGAAAGAAAAUCAGCGUUUUCGCGAUCAAGCGUUGGGAGUGGAACCAAAUGCGAAGAAGAGAAAGAAAACGAAUGACGUGCCAUUGUUAACAAAAGAAGAUGUUGAAGAUGCUUUUGUGGCUUUGCAAUGUACUCAGAGUGUUUUUGUACGGUUUAGCGAAGACAUGGAGCAGUUUAGUCUGUUCAUCGCUUCUUUUACAAAGUCCAUCGCUGAAGCUCCCUUUAAAAAAUCUGACGAAACAUCUCUCCGCUUUCAUUUUUCAACCGCAUCUGGCAAAUCUUCAGUUAAGAUCGCGAGCGAUGGUCAUGGUAUUCUAGAGGUUUGGAACCAACAAUUGCAACAAUUUUACGGUGUUCGACAUGAUACCUCAGUAGCGAUCACACAAGUGUACCCAACCCCUCUCUCUUUAAUGAAGGCGUACAAAAAUGCAUCAGAUAAUGAAGGUCCGAAACUGCUUCAAGACAUCGAGAUACGACGUGGGAUAGGUGUAUUGCAAACUCAGCGGAGGGUUGGGCCCGAAUUAUCAAAAAGAAUACAUAAAUUAUUCACAUCAAGAGAUGGAAAUGAAAUUUUAGCUCGAUGAUUGAAACUUUUGUAAAUACGUCCCUCUUGUAAAUAUAUUUAAAACUUGUUAUACUCUCCUCUUGAGUUUUCGCUUUAAGCUUAUUUUUUAAUAUUCGGCGAUAAACUCGUUACGCCAUCUUUAUGCUGCGUCGUUAAUGAUACAUUCGCAAAGUUUUAAGAUUCGUGGCUCUCAUACCACACGCACACGCAUUAGAAUUUUAUGCUACAAUUAAACUAUAAAAUGAAACACUGUUUACUUAAUUACGUUACAUGCCCAUGGUUUUAGUCUGUCUGCGUAACUUUAGACAUGUCAAAUAAGGGAGGUAUGCUCGCAUUUGGAAACAACAACCCGAAUAUCGAAGACAAAAAAACAUUUUCUGCUCUUUAGAUAUUCACAAUUCAAGAAAUUAUAUAUUCAUUAUAAAUACUACCACAUGCCAAUGACGACUUUGAUAUAACAAACAUUUCACACACA